CUAUCACGCCUGAUGACCCAGUGCCCGCUGUCAUACCUGGUGACCCGAUGCCCCGCUGUCGAGCCAGACAAUCCAAUGCCUGAUGACCCGGUGCCCGCUGUCGAUCCAGACGAUCCGGUACCCGGGGGCCCGCGCCCGCCGCUCUGCCUGGGGGCCCGGUGCCUGCCGCCCCGCCUGGGGGCCCUGUGUCUGCCGCCCUGCCUGGGGGCCCUGUGCCCGCCGCUCCGCCUGGGGACCCGGUGCCUGUCGCUCCACUGGGGGGCCCGAUGCCUGUCGCUCCGCCUGGGGGCCCGGUGCCUGUCGCUCCGCCAGCAGGCAGAAACAUUAGGCUUGGGCCUCAGUCAGGUAAGACCU
Staurois parvus is the source of this 354-nucleotide messenger RNA. The record is from the annotation of a GenBank genome assembly. Lineage: Eukaryota; Metazoa; Chordata; Amphibia; Anura; Ranidae.